Molecule: messenger RNA, 1381 nt
Organism: Daphnia pulex (common water flea)
Lineage: Eukaryota; Metazoa; Arthropoda; Branchiopoda; Diplostraca; Daphniidae
Gene: Bem46
Product: protein ABHD13-like
Exons: 5
Coding region: 162-1241 (359 amino acids)
Cellular component (GO): membrane
Molecular function (GO): palmitoyl-(protein) hydrolase activity
Source: RefSeq, a predicted model, not a curated record
ACGACGGUUGGAGCGAUUUUCAACGUGAAGUGCUUUCAAUGUGCAUUUCCGUCGAAUAAUCAGCAAUUCCACAAGUUAUUAACUGAUAAAGAAAUUAUUCGUGAUAAAAUUUAAACUAUUUGGCCGCCCCAAUAACGGUUUUAUUCUUCACAUGCCGUGAAAUGGCUUGCAUCAACAUUGAUGAAGAAAAGCUUAUCAAUAAUUCUGCCUCCUCACCAGAGACGAAUCCAGAUUUUCUAGUCAUACGUGUAAUUGGCCGGAUAGUUAUUAGUGUUAUCAAACAAUGCUGGGCAUUAAGUAGUGCUAUGUUUAUUACUAUCUGUAUUUUCUAUUGGAUAUUUGGAGGUAUUUCUGCAUUUAUACUUCUUUGCUUCUCUGCUGCAGGCAUAGUUUAUAGAGCUGGAGAUCAGUUGUUGUACUACCCAGAAAUCCCUCAAAAUUCUAGAAUAUUUGUCCCUGCUCCAAACACCUUGGAUCUACCAUUUGAAAAUGUUUUUAUCAAAAGUUUGGAUUCAACCAAACUCCAUGCAUACUUCAUCCCACAACCGCAAACGCAACAGUGCGCCACGAUUGUUUUCUUUCAUGGAAACGCUGGAAACAUCGGUCACAGGCUGCCAAAUGUUAAAGGGCUCUUCAAACAUCUUCAAGCUAAUUUAUUCCUGGUAGAGUACAGAGGCUAUGGCAUGUCUGAAGGGUCACCAUCAGAAUCUGGCCUGUAUAGAGAUGCUCAAGCUGCUUUGAAUUAUCUUACCAACAGAGAGGACAUCGAUCAAAGAAAAAUUAUUGUUUUCGGAAGAUCAUUAGGUGGAGCAGUAGCUAUCGAUCUAGCAUCCCGAACGUGUAAUUCGGAGAAAAUAGCUUGUGUUGUGAUAGAAAAUUCGUUUACUUCCAUUCCUGACAUGGCUAUUCAAAUCCUGCCAUGGAAAGGAUUGAGAUAUCUACCUCUUUGGUUCCAUAAAAACAAGUUUCAAAGUAAGAAAAAAGUGACAUCUAUUCAAUGUCCAAUGGUUUUCAUAUCGGGUCUGUCUGAUCAGUUGGUCCCGCCCUCUAUGAUGGUGGACCUAUAUACGCACUGCGGUAGCGAACGAAAACUACUGCUACAAAUUCCAAAUGGAGAUCAUAACGGUACCUGGACCAAACCUUUUUAUUACAAGCAACUAGAAAAGGCUAUUCAAGAUGUUUGCAGCGAUCGGCUUUUAAAUCAGCAGCAUUUGCAACUUUUACCCGUAAAUACUGUGUAAAAAGCCUGAUAAAAUCAAGUACUGCAGAAACUCCCCACCAUCCUGUUCUAGCUAAAAUUGUCUAAAAUGUUUCUUUAAAAAGAACGCAAAUGUUUUUGUUUCUUGCGCCACCGGUUUUCCUAAUACAAAUUCUGACUAUA